AUGGGUAUUGCCUAUCUCAACCAAUUUUGUCACAAGUUUAAAGCUCGCCAUGACAAGAAUCCUAUGCUACCUACCCAUUGUGAUGAAAUACGUGAAGCAGAGAUAUUUGUCUUGAAACAGACUCAACAAGAAAAUUUCUACAAGGAAAUUAACAGUUUAAAGGCAGGACGACCUUUGGCCAAGGACAGUUGUAUCGCAACACUUUCGCCAUUCUUGGAUGAAAACCAACUUUUGCGUGUUGGUGGAAGAAUAAACAAAGCUGCUGGAAAUCUCUCUUCAAAGGAAAUUAAUCCAAUUAUUCUUCCAAAGCGCAACCACAUCUCUAUCCUUUUGAUACCUCAUUUUCAUGAGCGAGUAAAGCAUCAAGGGAGGUUAUUCACAGAAGGUGCACUUCGCACAGCUGGAUUUUGGAUCCUUGGAGGCAAACGUAUGAUAUCAUCCAUUAUACAUAACUGCGUAACUUGUCGAAAACUUCGUCGCAACCUUGAAACACAGAUGAUGGCAGAUGUCCCAGAGGACAGGAUAACACCAGGCCCACCUUUCACAUCGGUUGGAGUAGAUGUAUUUGGCUCGUGGGAAGUUUCUACUCGCAGAACUAGAGGAGGAGCAGCAAACAGCAAACGAUGGGGACUGAUGUUUACAUGUCUUACAUCUAGAGCAGCUCACAUUGAAGUUAUUGAAGAGAUGUCGAGCUCUUCAUUUAUAAAUGCGCUGCGUAGAUUUCUGUCACUUCGUGGUCCUGUGAAAAUAAUACGAUCUGACUGCGGCACCAAUUUCAUUGGAGCUGCUGAGGAGAUGAAGGUGAACACCAUUAAAGUGGAAGAAGGACCAAUUCAACAGUUCCUAGACAAAUCUUGCAUCACCUGGAUUUUCAAUGUACCACAUUCCUCCCAUAUGGGUUGA
Molecule: messenger RNA, 903 nt
Organism: Ostrea edulis (European flat oyster)
Lineage: Eukaryota; Metazoa; Mollusca; Bivalvia; Ostreida; Ostreidae
Exons: 1
Coding region: 1-903 (300 amino acids)
Molecular function (GO): nucleic acid binding
Source: RefSeq, a predicted model, not a curated record